Molecule: messenger RNA, 1530 nt
Organism: Alternaria infectoria
Lineage: Eukaryota; Fungi; Ascomycota; Dothideomycetes; Pleosporales; Pleosporaceae
Exons: 3
Coding region: 1-1530 (509 amino acids)
Biological process (GO): carboxylic acid metabolic process
Cellular component (GO): cytoplasm
Molecular function (GO): carboxy-lyase activity; pyridoxal phosphate binding
Source: RefSeq, a predicted model, not a curated record
AUGUCAUCCCCACAAGAGGGUGAAAGCCUCCGUCGCGCCGAGGAAGUCAAAGACCUUCUCGAUUCUAUCCAAGAGCUGAUAAUACCCUUCAUCCGCUCAGCCGACGAAGACGCGGCAACAAAACACACAGGCCAUGGACUGAAAAUUGAAGGUGGCGGGCCGAGAACCGCGUUAGUAGAACACCACCCGCCCAAGAAGCUAGAGUCCAUUCUCAAAGAAGAGCUGGAGAUCAACGAUGGUAAGACCGGUAAAGAUGGCCUGGUCAAGCUCGUGGAGAGUAUCUUGAAGUACUCUGUCAACACAUGGGAUCAAGGGUUUUUGGACAAGCUGUAUGCGAGUACGAAUGCUGUGGGAGUGGUCAGCGAACUGGUAUUGGCCGUACUGAACACCAACUCACACGUCUACCAAGUCUCACCCGUCCUAACCCUGGUCGAAAAGCGAACGACAAAGUACCUAGCAACACUAUUCGGCCUCCCCACCUCCACCUCAGGAGGCAUCUCGCAACCCGGCGGCAGCGCCUCAAACAGCUCCGCCAUAGUAAUCGCGCGAAACACACUCUACCCCGAGACCAAAACCGACGGCAACGGCUCCCACAAAUUCACCAUCUUCACCUCAGCCCACGGCCACUACUCCGUCGAAAAAGCCGCCAACCUCUUCGGCCUCGGCUCCAAGAACGUCAUCGCCGUCCCCGUCGACGACCGCGGCUGCAUGAUCCCGUCUGAAUUCGAACGCUGCGUAAAAGAAAGCAAAGACCGCGGCGAAACACCCUUCUUCCUCAAUGCAACAGCCGGGACAACCGUUCAGGGCUCUUUCGACCCAUUCCCUGCUCUCAGCAAGAUCUGCAAGGAACAGAAUCUCUGGUUCCACAUCGAUGGCUCAUGGGGCGGCAGCGUGGUCUUCAACGAGAAGUACCGGGAAUCGAGGCUCAAGGGCGCUGAACUCGCGGACAGUAUCGCUAUCAACCCGCACAAGAUGCUCGGCGUACCAAUGACUUGUUCUUUCCUCCUUGCUCGCGACAUGAACACGUUCUAUCGCGCACUCACGCUGCCAGCGGGCUACCUCUUCCACAACGCGCCUGGUACCGACGCAGCGGAUAUUUACGACCUCGCUGAUCUGACACCUCAAUGUGGUCGGCGCGCCGAUAGCUUGAAGAUGUUCCUUGCGCUGCAAUACUACGGCCCGCAGCACUUUAGCGAUUUGGUCGCUCGUGGAUACGAGAACGGGGAGUAUCUUUUGAGCAAACUCAAGGAGAGUGGCAAUUUCAAGACGAUUAGCCCGGAGCCGUUGCCGUGUCUGCAGGUGUGCUUCUAUUACGCAAAGGGUGGGCAGUUGAAAGAGGACGCGGACGCGAAUAGUAAGGCGACGACGGAGAUUGCUAAUAGGCUUAUUAGCAGAGGCUUCAUGAUUGACUUUGCGCCGGGCGAGAAGGGCAAGUUCUUUAGGGUUGUAGUGAACGGGGGGUUGAUCAAAGGCACGUUGGAUGGGCUUGUCAAGGCGUUGGAAGAGACGGCUGCGGACUUGGGAUACUGA